AUGCCCGCCCGCGAGGAGGGGAGUGAGGUGGGGAACGGGAUGCCGCCGCUGCUGGGCUUGGCGGAUGCGGCGGAUGGCCACGGGGCGGGCGCGUCGCUGUGGUCGCGGAUCCUCUGCUGCGGGGGCCCGCCGGCGGAGCCUCCCGUGAGCGGCUACGAGGUCCUGAUCCACGACUGCAGCCAGCGUUUCGGCACCAGCACGAUCCGCCUGUCGGACCCCAGGCUGAAGUCGAGGUUUCCUAUUUGGGUGAUUCUUGCACUGGGCCUGGUCUUUGUGUGUGGCAUACUGAUUGUCUUCUUCACGGUGCCCCGCGGGAUGUCCAUUGGGAGGACCUCCGCAUUCAACGUCACAACGAUCUAUUUGAACCAGACAUACUCCAAAUACAGGUUGGUAGUGAAGCUCAAGAUACCAAUCCUAAACUACAACUACAUUGACGGCUACGUUUCUGGCAACGUGACGAUGCGCUUCUACCAUGUCACGGCGGGGACGCAGCACAUAAAGAGGCAUCGCAUACAGAGCCGGUCGAUUUCAGGGUGCAGACAGACGGAGAUCACCGCGACCGUGGACGCCAGUUUUGUACCCUACGAGUACAUUGCCAGGGUGCUGGACAACUGCCUGAACUUCCCCUACGAGCUGGUUUUCUUUGUUUCAGGUGCAUUUGAGGUGGGCACUUCCCAGGGUGCAGCUUCAGUGACGACUCAACAAACGAGUGAUUGCUCAACGAACAUGUGA
This is a messenger RNA of Ostreobium quekettii, 732 nucleotides long. Lineage: Eukaryota; Viridiplantae; Chlorophyta; Ulvophyceae; Bryopsidales; Ostreobiaceae. The record is from the annotation of a GenBank genome assembly.